Messenger RNA from Aureobasidium vineae, 1623 nucleotides. NCBI's taxonomy places the organism in Eukaryota, Fungi, Ascomycota, Dothideomycetes, Dothideales, Saccotheciaceae. The record is from the annotation of a GenBank genome assembly.
AUGUCAACACCUUCAUCCAGCAAGCGCGUCUCGAGCUCGGGAGCUAAGAGCUUCCUGCCAUUGUCAGAAGAGUCGGCACUCUCGACCCGUGGCCAGCACCUUCCACAGCUCAUACGCGAGCGCUCGACAACCCAUGCUCCUGUCGUGACAGGACGCCGCCGCCGCUCAUCGCUCGAUGGCAACUUUGCUCCAGGCACCUCGCUUGAAGACGGCGCCGCCGUGAGCGACAAUGAGCCACCGACACCUCAACAAGCUCGCUUCAGAGCUACCGCCAACGACCAGAACUCGGAUGUCUCGCGUCGUCUCAGUUCGGGCGCUGUUGCCCUCAUGACUCCCCAAAUGCGCAGUAUGCGCUUGAUCGGCAACAGCAAUCCGCGCUACCGCUGGGAGAAGUACUUCACACCCGACGAAGACCUCAAGAAGAUGAAGAAGCCCAUCCGUCAAUACUACGAGCGGAACAACUUCCUGAUCCAGCAGUACCUGUAUAUCGAUAGACUGCUCGACUCGAGUCUGCCCCAUGAUCUGAUUCAAGAGUAUCAGUACAACGUUCACAGCAGUUCGGGAGCUGCCACCGUGCCGCCCACCAUCAGCGAGGAGAACGGCAGUCCAAGUGCUGAAGCCUCUGCCAGACCUUCUCCUGCCCUCACUCCUAUCGACGCCAACGGCAAUGGCACCGCCUCGGCAAACCAAAGUUACAGGCUCAAGCGAACGCCUAAGGCUUUGUACCGCGUCGGUGCUGACGAAGAGACGCCCUUGUUGGCCGAGGACGACAGCAAUUCGCUCUUCAAUACCGGUAUCCCUGCUUUCGAGCCCGAUGAUGAGCCUGACAGCCAGAGCCGCGUUGUCACUGUAGCCAUCUACCUGAAUCUGGUCGCCAACACUGUACUCCUCGGCUUGAAGAUUGUCGUCACUGUCCUCACCUCUUCCGUUUCCGUUCUGGCUUCCUUGGUCGAUGCAGCCCUGGACUUCCUCUCGACCGCUAUCGUAUGGACUACCACUAGACUGAUCAGCCAUAACGAUAUGUACAAAUAUCCUGUUGGUCGCAGACGUCUGGAGCCCAUUGGCGUUCUAGUCUUCUCAGUCAUCAUGGUCACCUCUUUCGUUCAAGUCGCCAUCGAAGGUUUGAACCACCUCACCUCCAAGGAUCAUACCAUUGUGCAACUUAGCUAUGCUGCUAUUGCCAUCAUGUCUGCCACCGUCAUCAUCAAGUUCGGAUGCUGGCUGUGGUGCAGACUGAUCCCCAACAGCAGCGUCCAAGCUCUGGCCCAAGAUGCAAUGACUGAUGUCGUCUUCAACAUCUUCUCCAUCAUCUUUCCCUUGUUAGGCUACUAUUUCAGCAUCUGGUGGCUCGACCCUCUCGGUGGUAUUCUCCUCUCCUUUUACGUCAUCGGCGGCUGGUCAGCCACAUCCCUCUCUCACAUCCGCAAUCUCACUGGUGCAGCCGCUUCUGCAGACGAGCAGGUCGAUAUUGUGCUGGAUGAGCACAUGUCACUGAGAGACAGCCAUGACUUGGGAGAGAGUCUGCAGUACGUCUUGGAGUCGGUGCCUACAGUUGAUCGUGCCUUUGUGCAUCAAGAUUAUGCUAGUUGGAACUUGCCUUCUCACAUGACUCAGCAAGAUUAA